AGCACAUAGUAUUUUUUAAUUUACCAAAUAUAAAAUAAGAAGUUUGAAUUUUUAAAAAGCACAUACACCUCUUCAAAAAAAACUUUACCCAUGGUUUUAAAAAUUGUAUCGGACCGGUCUAGUCGAACCGGUUCAAUCAAAAACCGAAGCGGUCCGAUUCUCUAUCUAUAACUGCUCAAAAAACCGGUAAGAAACCGUCGAACCGGCCAAAAAUUGGCCGGUUCGGAUAAAACGACGCCAUUUUUUAAUUUGAAAAAAAAAAAAAAAAGAAAACCGAUCCAGGAUUCCAGGUCAUUCCCAAACACCCCCUCCCCUCUUCCCCCAAUAAUUCAUUCAUUCAUGUUCUUAAUCAAAGAAACCGUAGCCGCCUAGCCCUCCAUCGUCGCCGCCUAACCCAGGUCCUCAGCGCCGCCGCCGUCCCAGGUCCUCAGCACUGCCGCUUCUUCCUCCAUCUUCGUCUUCUAACCCAGGUCCUCCAUCGUCACUGCCUAACCCAGUAACUCGGCAGGUCCUUUUCGGCUCUUCAUCUUCGCUGGCUUUUCGGCACGGACCCAGGUUAGUGGCUUCUCGUCUUCAUCUUCACUGAGGGUUUCAACUGUUUUAAGUUUGGUUCUGAAGGUUGGUUCUUCCAUUCUUCUUUUGGUUCUGUCUUGUAUUUGCUGGUUGCUAAUGGUGGAAAUUUUACAAAUUUGCAAAUUUGUAUGUAUGGUUCUGAUUGUAUGGUGGAAAUCUGUAUGUAUUAAAAUUUGUUUUACCAGUUGCUGAUAGUGUUUUACUAGUUGCUGAGAGUGUUUUACCAGUGGACUACUUGCUUGUUGGCAUGAGCUUGGUUGCUAUCUGAAUAUAAGUAUGAAGUUGUGUAACUAGUUCUUGAGAAGAGAAUUUUCCCAAGAUUUAAAGCAUUUGGCAACACUCAGAUGGAUUCUUUUGUUUUCAAAUACUACUUUUAUCUUAUUGUUGACUUCUGAUUAUAUAUAUAUAAGACGAUUGUGUACUUUUCUUAUCUUCAGAAGUUUACUUCAUUAUUGGGAAUGUGUGAAAUGUUACAUACUUGCUUCAAUGAACAAUUCUAAUUAGCAAUAACUAAAUUGGGUUUCUUCUCUCAUAAGAAAGAAGUUAUUUUGUUGGGGCUAUGUCAAAUUGGAUUGUAAUGUUGAAAGCUUAAACUGUAGUAUACCUGACCACUUGAUUCUGGUCAAGGUCAAGCAGCUUCUGCUCUAAAUUCAGAUUCAAGUCUUCAAGCUAGACUCUUGGAUAAUAGCAGCCCCGAUCAAUCUUUAGACGCAUCUGCUCACAGCACUGCUCAACAGUUAUUAGGAGGAAGCAGGAUGGCUGCAUCUGUAAGCAAUGGUUUUGAGAAGUCCUUGAGGGAAAAUGGGGAUUGCAAAUUUCAUGCCCCAUCUGAGUAUAAGCGACGUAAAGUUUCUGCCGUUCGUGAUUUCCCUGAAGGAUGUGGACCGUUUGCUCCAAGGAUUGAAGCAGUUUUAAAGUGUGAGGACAGUAGCCAGCAUCCUGAGUUACAUGCCAAAACUCUUGUCCAAACUACUGAUUGCAAUUUGAAUAAGCAAAAUCCAGUCGUCUCAUCUGAUCAAGUGGAUAGGCCUCCUCUGGUAAAUGACGAACCUGCAAAAAUGUUGCUGGCAGACAUGGAAGUUUUGGCAGAUACAGAGUCUGGAAGAGCUGUGAAGUUGUCUUCUCCAGUUGGUGAGGUGGCUGGUUCCAGUGCUUGGACGGAGAACAUGCUCACUAGAAGCUAUUUUCCUCGAAGGAAAGUUUCAGCUAUUAGAGACUUUCCUGCUUUAUGUGGACGCAAUGCUCCAUCUUUGCUGAAUGAAAAUAGAGGGGUUGAACAGAACACGACUGUAAAUGAUGACCUCUUGAAAAAAGUAGCUGCCACUGAAAUGAAGGAAGCUGAAAAUAAUGCUCAAGAUGAUUCUUGCAAGAGAAAGCUUGUGGACAUAGUUUUAGCUGAUUCUGAAGGGAAUGCUACAGAGAAUGUGAAUAAGCAGGAUGUAUGUGAACCACCCAUUGGGAUAAAUAAGCAACACAAAAACCCCAGAGAAAAGAAAAUUGAACUUCCUACAGAGAUUGAUCAUCAUCAGGCUGAAAUAAAUUCUAGUGAAGCAGAAAAUGAGGAUGCUAUACCAGUUGAGAAGACAUUAGGAAUGGAAAUUAUAGUGUACCCUGAAGUCCAGGCUCUUGAGGCAAAGCCUUUGCGGGCUGUAUCAAACAGGAAAGUAGUGCUAGGGUUGAAGUCUGGGUCAGAAUGUUUUCUGAGGUCUAAUAAUGGUCCCUCCAAAUUUAAAAGCAUUGAUGGUGCAAAGGAAAGCAAAGGAAAGAAAGAUGAUGUCUUGGUACGGCUUGGCAGGACUAAGACUGCUACCAGGACUAAAGAUGGCAUACAUAAUUCUAGGUUGAAGCCUCUGAAGAAGAAAAAGGAAAAUGCUGCUUCCCAUGACAGAGGUCAGUCAGAAAUUUUGGACAAGGAUUGUGUUGAUCCUAAUCAAAAUGGUGCGGACUUUCAAACUGUCACAAAACCAUGUAGUUUCAAUGUCAAUGUUCCUCCUUUUGGUCAUAGUAAGUUGAGUGAUAAUGAGAAUGACUCAAAUGUUACUCGACAUAAAGUGCGGGAAACACUACGACUUUUUCAAGCUGUUUCUAGAAAGCUUUUGCAGGAACUAGAAGCAAAGAAUGAGAGGGGAAGGGUUGACUUACUAGCAGCGAAGGUCCUUAAGGAGAAGGGGAAAUAUGUUAAUGAAGGUAAGCAGAUAUUGGGAUCUGUACCUGGGAUUGAAGUUGGUGAUGAAUUUCAGUAUAGAAUUGAGCUUAAUAUAGUUGGCCUUCAUCGCCAAAUUCAGGGCGGUAUAGAUUAUGUGAAGCACAGUGGUAAGAUUCUUGCAACAAGUAUUGUUGCAUCGGGAGGCUAUGCUGAUGAUUUGGAUAAUUCAGAUGUAUUGAUAUAUACAGGACAAGGUGGUAAUGUGAUGAACUCUGACAAACAACCUGAAGAUCAGAAGCUUGAACGGGGAAAUCUUGCUUUGAAGAAUAGUAAUGACGAACAGAACCCUGUUAGAGUGAUACGUGGUGCUGAUUCAGCAGAUGGGAAGUCCAAGACGUACGUUUAUGAUGGACUCUAUCUGGUUGAGUCGUGUUGGCAGGAUAUGGGGCCACAUGGGAAGCUGGUAUAUAAGUUUCGGUUGCGAAGAAUCUCUGGUCAACCAGAGCUGCCUUUGAAGGAAUUGAAGAAAUCUAAGAAGUUCAAAAUGAGAGAAGGUCUAUGUGUUAAUGAUAUUUCUUAUGGGAAAGAGCGAAUUCCAGUAUGUGCUGUGAAUGUCAGAGAUGAUGAAAAACCCCCACCUUUUAAAUACAUAACCAGCAUGAUUUAUCCUGAUUGUGAUCUCAUUCCUGCAGAAGGAUGUGGUUGCAUUAAUGGUUGUUCUGAGUUGAGAUGUUCUUGUGUAGCCAAGAAUGGGGGUGAAAUCCCAUACAAUCACAAUGGGGCUAUUGUAGAAGCAAAGCCUCUAGUUUUUGAGUGUGGACCUUCUUGCAAGUGCCCUCCAACUUGCUAUAACAGAGUCAGUCAACAUGGCAUAAAAUUUCAACUUGAAAUUUUUAAAACCAGUACAAGGGGAUGGGGAGUGAGAUCCCUGAAUUCCAUCCCUUCAGGUAGUUUUAUAUGUGAAUAUAUAGGAGAGCUUCUCGAAGAUAAGGAAGCAGAACAAAGAACUGGUAAUGAUGAGUAUCUUUUCGAUAUUGGAAAUAACUAUACAAACAAUACUCUUUGGGACGGACUUUCGAACCUUAUGCCUGAUGCACAGUCAAGUUCUGGUGGAAUUAUGAUGGAUGGUUGUGGCUUCACCAUUGAUGCUGCACAGUAUGGUAAUGUGGGGAGAUUCAUCAACCACAGUUGUUCUCCAAAUCUGUAUGCUCAAAAUGUGCUGUAUGACCAUCAUGACAAAAGGAUGCCUCACAUAAUGUUCUUCGCUGCUGAGAACAUUCCUCCUCUGCAAGAGCUGGCGUAUGACUACAAUUACAUGAUCGACCAGGUCCACGACUCCGAUGGCAAUAUAAAACGGAAAGCUUGCUACUGCGGUUCUGUGCAAUGUACAGGUAGGAUGUACUGAGCCUUGUUGUCAAUAUCAAAGUUGUUAGGUAUGAUUAUGAACAAUAUAAGCGACCUUUUUAAGUACAUUAAUUUUACAUCAGACCACCAAAGUAAUGAAACUGUGUUGUGUACUUUUUCAAUCCCAUAGAUAUAAAUAUAUGAGA
Messenger RNA from Arachis stenosperma, 4269 nucleotides. RefSeq names its product histone-lysine N-methyltransferase, H3 lysine-9 specific SUVH6-like. Lineage: Eukaryota; Viridiplantae; Streptophyta; Magnoliopsida; Fabales; Fabaceae. Gene Ontology annotation, cellular component: nucleus. Gene Ontology annotation, molecular function: histone methyltransferase activity; zinc ion binding; protein binding. The coding region runs from base 1329 to 4124 and encodes 931 amino acids. The record is from RefSeq and is a predicted model, not a curated record. The transcript is spliced from 3 exons.